AUGGUCGGCGGUCGCAAAUACGCUAAUAAGCAAAUCGAGUGGCUUCUUGGCAAGAUCGCCAAGGGAGAGCCCCAAGAUCAAAUCAUCGCCGCUUUUCGCGAGAAGUGGGACUGUCCUACGUUUGGAAAGGCGCAGUACAAGUACUUGAAGGGCAUGUACGGCGCUGACCCGGAGUUUGGACUGCCCCUGGUCAACAGGGGCGUCAUCACAUCGGCGACCUUGGCAAGGACUUCGAAUCGUAGAACGAAAUCGAAGUCUACUUCUGCGAGCUCACCCGCCCAGAGUGCGCAGGAUGCCCUUGCGCAUGCAGACUCUGGAGAAGGUCACCUUUCUCCAGACCACCCGUUAUCACAGCAGGUGCCAUUCCCAGCUUUGAAUGGCGGUUCGACCUUUGGCGACCAUCUUCCUCAUGGGCAGCCAGAGAGUCUCUACCCCAGUGACUACGUCACAAGCGCAGUGCCAGCAGCAGCAGUGACACAACCACCGUACAACUACAAUACGGUUAUGAUCAAUGGCCUCCCUUACGACGCCACCCACGGCUAUGACUUGUCGACUUUCAGCCGAGAGAACGACUUGGAUUUCGGAGCAGUUCACCACCAAAGCCAAGGUCCGGCUUUUAACAGUCAAAACCCGGCCGGUCAGCUGUUCGGCGACGUGGGUUCACUAGAAGAUACCGGCAGCAACUUUGGGUUUUUCGAUGGCACCUUUACCGGCGACAGAGACUUUGGCAUACGUCCUGGGAGCGGGCAAGUUUACGAGCCAGUUUUCGACACGAGAUCGAAUAUAGCUGCCAGCACGACUGCAGCUACGGGCGCAGCUCCGACGACCUCGGCGGCGUCAGACACUAGAUGGUUUCCGAAUAUUACCACGGAUCUUAUAUCGAGUCUGCCUGCGGGAGUCUCUCCGGGUCCGGGUCCGGCUCCGGUGCCAAUCGUAAGACCGGGUAGAAACGCGGUUCCUACACCAACACCACACACCGUUCUGGCACCAGAGAUGUUCCCACCGUCGACCCACGCAUACGCGUUUAACCAAGAAGGCACUCUGCCACCACGGCCAGAGGGCUGCAUGCCGGAGGCGCGCACCGGAUGGGACAUGGUGGGUUGGUACUACGCCGGGCAGCACGAUAGGUGCCCGAUUCCCAUCAUUCACCGACAUACGCAAGGAGGCCAGGUCCAGUUCGACUCGGUCUACGACGUGGCAUGCAUGUUAACAGGUCGGCCGUUGGAAGCAGUCUCACAACCAAGUACGGACUGUGCAAGCAUUGUCGCUUCCUCUCCUCACGUCGGCGACGGUGCCAGUACUGAUACGGAGAUGAAGACCGACCCUUAA
This is a messenger RNA of Neoarthrinium moseri, 1329 nucleotides long. RefSeq lists its product as uncharacterized. The transcript is spliced from 5 exons. The coding region runs from base 1 to 1329 and encodes 442 amino acids. Lineage: Eukaryota; Fungi; Ascomycota; Sordariomycetes; Amphisphaeriales; Apiosporaceae. The record is from RefSeq and is a predicted model, not a curated record.